This is a messenger RNA of Diorhabda sublineata, 2448 nucleotides long. RefSeq names its product rRNA-processing protein FCF1 homolog (gene Bka). The transcript is spliced from 2 exons. Lineage: Eukaryota; Metazoa; Arthropoda; Insecta; Coleoptera; Chrysomelidae. Gene Ontology annotation, cellular component: nucleolus; small-subunit processome. The coding region runs from base 59 to 667 and encodes 202 amino acids. The record is from RefSeq and is a predicted model, not a curated record.
UAAAAGAAUAAGAACUCCAAAUGUUAAUGUGGUUAUUUGGUCGUGUUUUAUUUUCGAAAUGGGUAAAGCAAGGAAAACUAGAAAAAUUGCCGAAAGGCGUUUCGCAAAAAUGAAGAAAAUGAUUAGUUUAAGUGAUCCUCGUAUCAAAGAAUCAUUAAGACAAUUACCUAAGAAAAAGAAACCAGAAGAUCCGCAUGAAAUGAAAGUAAAUGAAGCACCACAAAUUAGUUCCGCUCUAUUUUUUCAAUAUAAUACACAACUUGGCCCCCCGUAUCACAUACUUAUAGAUACAAAUUUCAUAAAUUUCUCCAUUAAAAAUAAAUUGGAUAUCAUACAAAACAUGAUGGAUUGCUUGUAUGCGAAAUGUACACCAUAUAUUACAGAUUGUGUGUUAGCUGAGUUAGAGAAACUAGGACAAAAAUAUAGAGUAGCUCUUAGAAUUAUCAAAGAUCCCAGGUUUGAAAGGAUAUGUUGUAUGCAUAAAGGUACUUAUGCGGAUGAUUGUCUAGUACAAAGGGUAACACAACAUAAGUGCUAUAUUGUAGCUACUAAUGAUAGGGACUUGAAAAGAAGGAUCAGAAAAAUACCAGGUGUACCAAUUAUGUAUGUAUCACAACAUAAAUAUACCAUUGAAAGAAUGCCUGAUGCAUAUGGAGCUCCCAAAUAAUUAUGUAAUGUGUAUUUUUUUAAUAAAAAUUGAACUUUAUAUUUGUAAAAUUUUGAUAUUAUUGUGGAUAACUAUAUAUAAGUGGUUUUAUAAUUAUUUCACACUGAACACAUUUACUACCUCUACGCCCAAACUCACUAUUGAAUGUCUAGUCCUUUACAUCAGAUAUGAACCAAUGCAGAGAUCUAGGGGAAUAAAAUCAUAGUAAACUUGUUUAUUUCCUUUUGGCUAAUUUGUUUGUCAUUAUAUUAAAAAAUUAGAAUACUAUAGUGCUCUAUUUUAUUAAAUAAUAAACUAAAACACCCAAAAACAAAAGAAGUGAUAAUAUAUGUAUCAAGUACCUUGUUAAGUUUACAUAGUGCAGACAUCUCAGUAUUUAGAAAAUAUAUCAAAAGUUCACCAAUAUGAUAAAAAAAGGAAAUUGCAUUAAAGAACUACGAAAUAUCAAAAAAAUAUACAUACAAUUAUAAAGUUUUCAAAGUUCUUGAAACGGCAUCAAAGAUACGAAAAAGAGAAUUUUUAGAAAUGGUUUACACAUAGGGACUAGAAGGCUAUUAUUGAAAAAAGGACUUGAAUUGAGUUAAAUUUAAAGUUCUUUGUUAUACAUUUUAAUGCAACUACGAAUAAUUUGAUUUAUAGCUGCCACAUAUUUUUGGGGUGUGGAAACUAAGGAAAAAUUAUUCUUUCUUAUUAAAAUAGAUUUUCAUUUUGAUAUUCAUAAUGUAGAUGUUCUAUUGAUUGAUGUAAUUACGCAGAUUGUCAUUGCCAUGUCAUAUUUUGAUGAAGACCGAAGUAGGUCAAAACGUUAAUUUUGAUUGAUUUUCAUAAAAAAGAGAUAUAAAAUCAAAACAAAUUAUCACGACAAACAUAUAGGAAGGUCUAAGAAGUAAAAAGAUAAAUUCAAAUAAUACAUAUAUCUCAAAAAGAAUGCAGUUAAAUGCUUUGAGAUAUUUGUAUCACCUAACUCCUAAAGAAUAGGUCAGUUUGUUUUUAGAUACAUACUAUGUUCCUUAAAGAGCAGUUAUGAACUAGAGGCAGAUGGUAGGUUUAAUAAUUGGAAAACAGACCAAAAAUAAUUAAGAAAAAAAACUUGUAUUACUUUUUAACUGGUAUACAACAAUUUAAUAUAACAAUUAACAACAAUAAUUUAAUCUUCACUGCUUAACAGCUUACAUCAAAACCAAAAAUAACUUUGCUGAUCUUAAAUAUGUUUAAUCUAGAAAACUAAUGAAAAAACUACUUAUAUGUAUAAUUUAAGUGGGAACACCUAAUCUUAUCACUUUUUUUAUCAACGAAAGGUCAGCAAAAUUCUCUUUGUAUUUAUUACAAUACAUGGAACAUUAUUUGGCGAAAUAAUAUAAGUAUCUUAUGUCUAAGUAUAACAACCUUAAGAGGAGGAAGGAGGAAAUACACUGGACACAAUUUUCUCCAGUUUAAGAACUAGUAAAAACUUGUAAUUUGGAAUGACUUUUGAACUGUAUAUUUGCUGUGAUUUAACCAUUUAUUUUUUUUUUAUAGAAAUUGAUCAAGUGCCGAAGUAGACACAAUGUGAAUUAAAUUAUUUUAUUAAUUCCACAGCAAACUUUUCAAAACUAAGUUGAAGAUAUUUCUGAAAUACUGACAAUCCAACCUAUUCGUUUUUUCUCAGAAUUACAAGUUGUACAUAGUUUUUUAGUGAAGAGUGGAAAAAAUAUGAAACUACUUUAGAAUAAGAUAGAAAUGGAUUACUGAAUGGUUUGGUAAAUAUUUUAUUCAAAUUUAUUAAACAGUAUUAUAUAUGA